Molecule: messenger RNA, 594 nt
Organism: Argiope bruennichi
Lineage: Eukaryota; Metazoa; Arthropoda; Arachnida; Araneae; Araneidae
Exons: 2
Coding region: 1-594 (197 amino acids)
Biological process (GO): DNA integration
Molecular function (GO): nucleic acid binding
Source: RefSeq, a predicted model, not a curated record
AUGGGUAUCAUCGUUGGCAAAGACGGGAAUAUGAUUCAACAAGAAGUGUUGUGUGUAGUUGCUCCUACUCUGGUGGAUGAUGUACUGUUGCCCCCAGAAAUAAGAGACAAGUUGCAGGAUGUCAUAGCUUUUUGUCAACAGUGCAAAGAGUGUCAGUUGGCAAAGCGAAUAAAUCAAAAGGACAGAGUACCAAUUACUCCUGUGGCAAGACCAGAAUUGCCAUUCCAAGUUGUAAACAUCGACAUCAUUGGACCUAUAGAUCCGCCGAGUGCAAAAGGUCACAGAUAUAUAUUAUAUCUAGUUGAUGAACACACGAGAUGGGCUGAGGUAGUACCACUAACCAGUUUAGCUGCCAAAGCUACAUGUGAAGCACUGUUAACCAUCUUCAUGCGGACAGGUAUGCCUAAUAUAAUGGCAUCAGACAAUGGGACUAAUUUCAAUGCUAGUUUGACACAAGAGUUUGAAAAAAGAAAGGCAUCCAGCCCACGAUUUUCGACACCAUUGCAUCCAGAGUCGAAUGGGCUGGUAGAAAGAUUUAAUCAGACGUUAAAGCACAUGCUACAAAAUGUCAUUUUGAAAGAGCCACAUACAUAG